GAUGUUCUUUGAAAAAAACAAGUUCACAUUUAAAACUAUUGACAAAUUGGAAUUCCGAAUGAAUUAAAAAUGGAAAAUUAUCAUAAAAUAGACGAUUUGGGCGUUGGUACAUUUGGAAAAGUGAGUUUAUACAUUGAUAAAACGACUCAACAGAAAGUCUGUAUAAAGGAAAUAGUCCACACUCAUAAAAAUACAACACAAAUUCAAAAUGAAGUCUUAAUUUUGGCAAUGUUUAAUCAUCCAAAUAUUAUCCAAUAUUAUAAUAGUUUUUUAAAUCAACAUGGACAUUUAUGUAUUGUUAUGGAGUAUGCAGUUCAUGGCACCUUACAUGAUUAUUUAUUACGACAAAAACGGUUUAUACCACAACAGUACGUUUUAUAUAUUUUUGCUCAAAUUUUAAUGGCUAUUGACUACAUUCAUGCUCAAAAUGUUGUACAUCGUGAUUUAAAAGCGGAAAAUGUUAUGAUUACUGGCGGUGCAGCCAGUGUAAUUAAAUUAACUGAUUUUGGUAUUUCGAAAAUCUUAUUAAAUGUUGAUAACAAUAAAACUGGAACUUUAAUUGGAACUCCAAAUUAUUUAGCACCAGAAAUAUGUCGUGGUGAAAAAUAUGGUAUUAAGGCAGAUAUAUGGGCACUUGGAUGUAUUUUAUAUGAGUUAUGUGCCUUGGAAAGAAUGUUCGACGGACCAAUGGCAACUAUUAUUUUGGCAAUUACAAAUUGUGAAAUUAAAAAAAUCAACACGAAUAUUUAUCGUAAAGCCAUUCAAGAUUGGAUUGCAAUUAUGUGUCAUUCAGAUCCUAAUCAACGUCCAAAUGCUUCAUGUUUGCUUAGAAAUCCAAUAAUUUUGCCACAAAUGUUGAGUAUUCAAGUAAAUUUAGGUAAAGUUUUAGCUAGACAUUGAUUUAGAAUCAAACUUUACGAUUUUAUGCAACACUCUCGACUUAAAUGUAGUGUAAAAGA
Messenger RNA from Chrysoperla carnea, 959 nucleotides. RefSeq names its product serine/threonine-protein kinase nekl-2-like. Bases 70 to 900 code for a protein of 276 amino acids. Gene Ontology annotation, molecular function: ATP binding; protein kinase activity. The record is from RefSeq and is a predicted model, not a curated record. The transcript is spliced from 5 exons. Lineage: Eukaryota; Metazoa; Arthropoda; Insecta; Neuroptera; Chrysopidae. Gene Ontology annotation, biological process: protein phosphorylation.